Molecule: messenger RNA, 1669 nt
Organism: Colias croceus (clouded yellow)
Lineage: Eukaryota; Metazoa; Arthropoda; Insecta; Lepidoptera; Pieridae
Exons: 2
Coding region: 19-1572 (517 amino acids)
Molecular function (GO): nucleic acid binding
Source: RefSeq, a predicted model, not a curated record
CAUACAUUUAAGGAUUCGAUGAAUACUAUCACAGUUCAUGGAUUUUGUGACGCUUCUACGGUGGCCUACGCAGCAGCUGUGUAUUUGAGAGUAGUAAUGAAUGAUAGACAAAUACACACCGGGUUGAUAGCAGCAAAGGCAAGAGUCGCUCCAGUUAAACCAGUUUCUUUGCCAAGAUUGGAACUUUGUGGAGCUGUAAUUCUUUCUAGGCUACUUAAACAAGUUCAAGAAGCACUUAGAAUAUCUAACACUCAAAUUUUUGCAUGGACAGACUCAAAGAUAGUUAUGGCAUGGUUAACAGGUGACCCAGCUCGUUGGAAUGUUUUUGUAAGCAAUCGAGUAGUUGAGAUAAUAGAUAAUAUAGGGAAUAAAAAAUGGCAUCACGUAACAUCGGAAAAUAAUCCUGCUGAUAUAGCAAGCAGAGGAGAAAACUUACCUGAUCUUAUUAAAAAUAAAUUAUGGUGGAAUGGGCCAAAUUGGCUUCAGACUGAUGAUAUUCCCUUUGCAAAGGGUAAUCCAGAUUCAACGGACUUAGAAAGAAAGAAUACUAUCAUGCUAAAUUUAAAAAUUGAGGACACAAUUAAAAAUACUCUUAAAUUCGAAAUAUUUGAUUCUUUACAGGAAAUGCUACGAGUAAUAGUGUAUGUUUUAAGAUUUUUGAAUUACAAAAAGGGACAAAUUACAACUGAUAAAAGCAUUAAGGUAAUAGAAAUGGAAGAUGCAUUAAAAAGAAUAAUAAAAAUAGAACAAAGAAAGGAUUUUGCAGAAGAAAUAGAAAGGUUGAAGAAUAAAAGAAAUUUAAGCAAAAACAGCAAACUCCUUUCUCUGAAUCCAAUAUUAGAUGAUGCUCACAUUCUCAGGGUGGGCGGUAGAAUAAGACACGCAAACAUACCUUUAGAUUCAAAACACCCGAUGAUUCUUGGUUCCGAAAGCGAUUUGGUCACGUUAAUCAUCGCAGAUGCGCACAAGAAAACAUUGCAUGGGGGUUUGGAACUCACGUUAAACUAUUUAAGAGCUCGUUUUUGGAUUCUGAGGGUGAAGUCAACAGUCAAAAAAUAUAUACAUAAAUGUAUAAUAUGCGCUAAACUUAAAGCGAGUAGUAGUUGUCAACUUAUGGGAGACUUACCUAAAGCACGAGUCACUCCAGCACGACCCUUCAUAAAUUCUGGUGUUGACUUUGCAGGUCCCUAUGAUAUAUUAAUGACUAGAGCACGAGGUGUAAAAACUACAAAGGCAUAUAUUUCUAUUUUUGUAUGUAUGUGCACAAAGGCCAUACAUAUAGAAUUAGUAGGCGAUCUGUCCUCUCAAUCGUUUAUAGGUGCUUUCAGACGAUUUGUAGCACGACGAGGCAGGUGCACAGAUAUUUGGAGUGAUCAGGGAAGAAAUUUUGUUGGAGCUAACAAGGAAUUAGUAGAAGCAUGGUCACAGGCUGGUCUCAAUUUUAAGGACAACAUAGCAGACAUUCUAGCACAAGAGGGUACACAGUGGCAUUUUAUUCCUGCCUACAGUCCUAAUUUUGGAGGUCUUUGGGAGGCGGGAGUGAAAUCAAUGAAAUACCAUCUAAAGAGAUGACUACAAUUUUGUGUGAAAUUGAAGCUUGUUUAAAUUCACGUCCACUAUGUUCAAAGGCUAGUAAUGAUAUUGAUAAUGUAGAUGUGCUGACACCUGG